CGAUAAGAGAGACGCGUUUCGAAGAAACUGAAGAGAUAAUUGCAUUAUGAUUACGCCCAAGACAAUUAUCUAAAUGAGUGUGAUGGUGAUAAUCAUCACUGUUUAGCAAUCAUCUUGAUGAUGAUUCCAACUGAAUAGUAGUCAUCUGAAGGUUUUCAUAGUUUCUAGAUGUUUAGGGCAGGCGCGUUCCGUGGUGUCACAAUUAAAAUAGAGUGAAAAACAUCGGCGGCAAAAUGGCCACAAACGUUAUAUUGGAAUGGAGAAAUCUCAAUUUAAUCAUUGAAAAGCGGGAGUUUAAUUUCUGGAAAUGUCGCACCAACAAAGAAGAAAAACGCAUCUUAGAUAACGUGAAUGGAAGUUUAAAAAGUGGCCAACUUGUGGCGAUACUUGGCCAAAGUGGUGCCGGAAAAACGACACUGCUGGCGGGUAUUUCGCAGCGAUUCCGUGGUCCAUUGACUGGUCAAAUUUUGGUGAAUGGAAAUGAAAUUGAUCGAAAAACAAUGACAAAAAUCUCUUGCUUCGUUCCACAAUUUGAUAUCACAAUUGACACGCUAACGCCCAACGAACAUCUAUAUUUCAUGGCUGAAUUGAAAUUGGAUCGAAAAUGGACACGAUCUCGCAAAAAUCAAAGAAUUGAUUUUCUGCUGCGCGAACUGGGUCUGCAACAUGUUGCCAACAAUCGCAUUUCAACAUUAUCGGGUGGAGAACGAAAAAAACUAAACUUGGCUGCCGAUUUGCUGACUAAUCCACCAAUAAUUUUCUGUGAUGAGCCUACCACGGGACUAGAUAGCUUUAAUGCGAGAAAGGUUAUCGAGGCGCUGAAGUAUUUAUCAAAUAUAAACAGUGAUACAGCAACCGCAUCGACAACAGUUGAAAGUGAUGAACUUGAUAAUGGAUAUGGAAUGGAAUUAACAACAACAAAAAAUCAAAUGCCAGCCAAAGCAAUUAUUUGUUCAAUACAUCAACCGACGUCGCAGAUUUUCGAAUGCUUUUCCCACAUUAUUCUUAUGUAUGCUGGACGAUGUGUUUUUGGCGGCACCACGGACGAGGCAUUCACUCAUUUCUCCAAAUUGGGAUUUGAUUGUCCAGCUGCAUAUAAUCCAGCUGAUUUUUAUUUAAAAGUUUUGUCAAAUACAACGCAACAGGAGGAGGGUCAAUAUCGCAAUUUUUUUGAAAAUCCAAUCGAAAUCCUACGCAGAUCAAGCCACUACAAACGACCAAAUGUUGCCGAUGUUGAGCGUUUCAAUGUGAACGACUAUAAAAUACGGAGUCCAUUUUGGAUCGAACAAGUGUGGCUACUGAUGAAACGGUCUCUUUUAAACAUCCGACGGAGCUAUCGUGAAAUUUUCAUAGACAUCGCUUGGUACUUGAUUCCAUUUUUUGUGAUGGCAGCCAUUUAUCAUGAGACCACCGGCCGUACACAAGAGUCAAUUCAAGAUGUCGACGGAGCUCUAUUCAUAAUGGCUUGUGAAGUAAUCUUCACAACAUGCUAUUCCAUCAUCAAUUUGUACCCGUCUCUAAUGCCAAUCUUGCGCAGGGAAACCAAUGAGCACAUCUACAGUUUCUCUGCAUAUUAUGUGGCCGAAGUGUUUAACGUGAUUCCGGUGUCCAUUUUAAGAUCAUUCGCGGGGAUUGCAAUAACAUAUUAUUGGGCUGGUUUCAUGAGCUUUUGGUUAUUCCUAAAAAUUGGCAUCACACUUUUAAUAGCUUCAUUUGCAUCCAACGCAUACGGUCUAUUCAUAUCUAGUCUAUUCAAAAUAGUUAUCAUGGAAAUUGCGUCUGUGUGUGAUUUGAUAUUUCUAUGUUUGUCCGGUAUUUAUAUGAAUCUAUAUUCAUUGCCGUAUGCUCGUUAUUUUUCGCCUUUCUUCUACACAAACGAAGCAUUGUUGAUAUCGUUUUGGAGCAAUGUUACACAAAUUGAAUGUCCCCAAAAAUACGAUGGAAAUUGCCUGAAAAAUGGCACCGAAGUACUGCAGAGCUUGUCGUAUAAUACGAAUGCAAGCGAUGUAUGGGUCGAUUACGUAGGACUGUUCGUACUGGGUUUAAUUAUGCAUUUGUUUGCCUACAUCGGUAUCAGGAGAAAUAUCACAAGCGUCGGCUACUACUAAAUUAAUCGAUGACAAAUAUAAGUUUGAUCAUGUAAAUACAUACAACCGAAGAAUAAAGUUAUCGAAAACUCAAUGGUGGAAAA
Molecule: messenger RNA, 2191 nt
Organism: Sitodiplosis mosellana (orange wheat blossom midge)
Lineage: Eukaryota; Metazoa; Arthropoda; Insecta; Diptera; Cecidomyiidae
Product: protein brown-like
Exons: 7
Coding region: 234-2108 (624 amino acids)
Cellular component (GO): plasma membrane
Molecular function (GO): ATP binding; ATP hydrolysis activity; ABC-type transporter activity
Source: RefSeq, a predicted model, not a curated record